AUGUCAGUCGAAAUUGUUCCUUUACCAUUAAGGAUUAAUGAAAACGAAAGUUUUUUAUCAUAUGAUGAUAGAUUAAAUAGAGUUGUAUUUAAAACAUCAUCUGGAUUUGGAGUAGUACUUUUAGAUGAUCCAGAAGCAAAUAGAAGAUAUUAUAGUUCCGAUAAACCAAUCAUAGAUGCAAAAUUUUCACCAGAUUUAAAAUAUUCUGCAAUACAAUUCUCAGAUUAUGAUAUUGAAAUAUUACAUUUAGAGAAUGGUACAAGAUAUAUUCAAACAUGUAAAUAUAAAUCUAGUAAAGCCACUAUAUUAGGAUACUAUUGGACCACAAAAGAAAAUAUACUAUUAGUAACAAAUGCAUCAUUAGAAUUAUAUGCAAUGGGUUUGGAUGGUUCAUGUAAAUUAGUUAAAGAAAGUAAAAUUAAAAUAACGAAUUGUGUUUAUUCUUUUAAUUGUAAUUUUGGAGUACUAUUUUUACAUUCAGGUGGUACAUCAAUUCAACCAUACUUUUUUAGAACCAAUUCAUUUGAUAAAUUACCAAAGUUUAAUAUUGAAGGUAAUGGGAAUGGAUUUAAUAUAAAGAAUUUAUAUGUAACGAAAUUACAUGAAAAGUUUUUUUGUGUUUAUGGUGAUCAAGAGUAUAUUUAUCUAUACGAGAUGACAUUAGAGACAAUCUAUAAGAUUAAACCUAUAAAGAUAUUAUUAUCAGGUCCAAAUAGUAUUCAUUUCGUUGAUAAUUUAAUCAUUGUACAUAGUGAAUUAAAUAUUUCAAUUGUUUACGAUUUGAAAACUAUUCAACGUGAUCGUGAACGUGGUCAAACUAAUAAAAAAGAACCUGAAUUUCCAAUAUCUGCAAUACCAAUGACACUUUCAACUAUAAAUAGUAAUAAUUUAUUAUAUUUAAUGAAUAAUGCUACAAAAACACAUUCCACAACUUCAACUCCAAUAAUUAAUUCUAUUAAUAAUAAUAAUAAUAAUAAUAAUAAUCCAUCAUCGUCAUCAUCACCUAGUAGUAGUAAUAAUUCACAAUCAUCAUCACCAACAAUGAUAUCAUCAUAUGAACAACGCCAAAUUGAUCAACAUAAAGAACAACAAUUACAAAAACCAAAUGUUACAUUAUAUUCAAAGAAUUGGAGAUUCAUUUGUCCAAACUAUAUUUUCGAUCCAGAUUCUGGUAUUUGGUAUGAAGUUACAUUAAACUUUGAAAAGAUUUCAAAUUUCCUUCAAUUCGAUUCUCAUAAAACUAUACCUUUUCUUCAAGAACGUACUUUGUUAAGUGCAAAGUUUGCAUUACUUUCGAUCAUUAAAACAAUCAUUGAAUUUAAAACUGAUACUCUUGAUGGUAUUGGUAAAAUUUAUGAUGAUCUAAAUAAAGUUUUAUUUAGAACUACAAAUAGACAAUUAACUGAAAGUUUACAUAAAUCAAUUAAUCAACCAAAUAAUAAUAAUAAUAACAAUAAUAAUAAUAACAAUAAUAAUAAUAAUAAUACAGCACAAACUUUAAAUUCAACUGGAAAUCUAUCAAAUAGUAUUUCAAUAGGUGGAAUGAAUACAUCAACUGAUAAUUUAACAACAACAACAACAACAUCGUCAUCAAUAUCAUCAUCACCAUCAAAUUCAUUUAUUGGUAAUUCAAAAACCAAUGUAAAUAAUUUAUCAUAUUUAAAUUAUAAAAAACAACAGCAACAACAAAUGGAAAAACAACAACAUAUGCCAAAUGAUGAUGAAGAUUCUUUUAGUUUAAUUGGAGAUGGUGGUAGUGGUGGUAGUGGUGGUAGUUUUUAUAAUACAAAUACAAAUACAACCUCAACUACCAAUACCACUACUUCCCCAUCUGGUAAAAGUAAUAGUAAUUUGAAAUUAUCACAAUCAUUAAAUAAUACACCAAAUCAAUCACCAAAUAGUAGAUCAUCUUUAAAUAAUAGUAGUAAUAAUAUAAAUAAUAAUAAUAAUAAUAAUAAUAAUAAUAAUAAUAAUAAUAAUAAUAAUAAUCAUGUUGUACAAAAUAGACAAUCAAGAAGUAAUCAAUAUAUUUUAAUUAACAGUCAUGAUAUGUAUGAUUUCGUAUUCAAUCCAAUUUAUGAAAAAUUAUUAAUUGAAUCACAAAAAGAAAAAGAAAAAGAAAAUGAUAAUAAUAAUAAUAAUACCAAUAAUAAUACCAAUAAUAAUAAUAAUAAUAAUAUUGAAGAAUUAAAUUCAAAUGAAAAAUUAGAAUUAGAUUCAAAAUAUUUAAUUGCAGUGGUAAUUCAAUAUAUUAAAUCAUUAAGUUUUAAUCAUUGUACUGGUAUAUCGGAUAAAUUAUAUAAUCUAUUGAUUAGUUUAUUAAUUGAUAAUAAUAUGUUUUCAAGAUUACAUCAAUUCUUACAAUAUUAUGUAAUCACUGAUUCAUUAUCAAUAGCUUAUAAACUUUUAUCAAUUGGUGAACAAUAUCCACCAGUACUUCAAUUGUCAUUGGAUAUGUUUAAGAGAUUAUCAAUGCCAAAUAUUAUCAUCGAAACUUUAUUAGAGAGAGGUCAAGUUAUUCAAGCAAUUCGUUUAUUACGUUCAACAAAGGAAACUAAUGAACAAGCUUAUCAAGAGUUGUUGACCCCAACUUAUCCAAUUCAAUUCUUGGCUAGUUCUUCAAAUCAGUCCAAUGAUACUCUAUUCUUUUCAGUGUUUAAAUUCUUUGAAACUAAUAAUUUAAUUAUACCUUCACAUCCAUCCUUUGAUAAGUAUAUAAAAUUAUUCAUUGAAAAGUUUACUGAAAAAUCAUUAUCACCUCUAUUAUUAGAUAUUCUUUCAAAUUUAAAUAAUAAUAGUACUAGUGGUGGUGAUAUAACUCCAAAGAAAAAUGUUGGUGGUAGUUUCUUAAAUCAAAGUUUAAAUAAUUCUUCUCCAACUUUAAGAUCUUCAAAUUCUUUAAAUAGUUCACCUAGACUUCAAUAUUCUAAUAAUUAA
This is a messenger RNA of Dictyostelium discoideum AX4, 2937 nucleotides long. RefSeq names its product colon cancer-associated Mic1-like domain-containing protein. Gene Ontology annotation, cellular component: lysosomal membrane; late endosome membrane; Mon1-Ccz1 complex. NCBI's taxonomy places the organism in Eukaryota, Evosea, Eumycetozoa, Dictyosteliales, Dictyosteliaceae. Gene Ontology annotation, biological process: regulation of autophagy. Bases 1 to 2937 code for a protein of 978 amino acids. The transcript is spliced from 3 exons. The record is from RefSeq and is a predicted model, not a curated record.